Toxotes jaculatrix (banded archerfish) is the source of this 1496-nucleotide messenger RNA. RefSeq names its product monoacylglycerol O-acyltransferase 3a (gene mogat3a). The transcript is spliced from 9 exons. NCBI's taxonomy places the organism in Eukaryota, Metazoa, Chordata, Actinopteri, Toxotidae. Gene Ontology annotation, molecular function: diacylglycerol O-acyltransferase activity. The coding region runs from base 170 to 1177 and encodes 335 amino acids. The record is from RefSeq and is a predicted model, not a curated record. Gene Ontology annotation, biological process: triglyceride biosynthetic process. Gene Ontology annotation, cellular component: endoplasmic reticulum membrane.
GGAGCGUGUUUCGGUCGAGUGAGACUGAGGAAAGAUUCACUGUUUGAUUUUAUCUGAGAAUUAAUCUGUGCUGCGAGACAGAGACAGAGAGACAGGCAGAGAGAGAGACAGGAAGAGACACCGGGACGUCGCAGCGCUCCAAGCCCGGCAAAGGAGCGCAACAGGCGGCAUGAAGAUCGAGUUCGCUCCGCUGAACAUCCCGCUGCGGAGGAGACUUCAGACCGCCGCCGUGCUGCAGUGGCUCUUCUCCUUCCUGGCUCUAGCUCAGUGCUGUCUGGCUGCCUUCGUCCUCCUGGCGCUCUCUGAUUGGUGGAUCGUGGCCCUGCUGUAUGCUGGUUGGCUGUGGUUGGACUGGGACACGCCCAGCAGCGGAGGUCGGAGGUCACACUGGGUCCGGAGCUGGAUCGUCUGGGAGUACUUCAGGGACUACUUCCCUCUGACGCUGGUGAAAACCAUCGAUUUGGAUCCAAAGAAAAACUACAUCUUUGGAUUUCAUCCUCAUGGUGUGCUGGUCGCCGGCGGGUUUGGGAACUUCUGUACGGAGGCGACAGGUUUCUCUCGUCUGUUUCCUGGACUGAGGCCUCACCUGCUGAUGCUGCCGUUCUGGUUCAGAGUCCCGCUCUUCAGAGACUACAUCAUGUGUGGAGGUCUGGUGUCCAGCUGUAAGUCCAGUCUGUCGUACCUGGUCAGUCGUCCUGAGGGAGGUAACGUUGCUGUCAUUGCGGUGGGCGGAGCUUCAGAGGCUCUGGACGCUCGACCUGGAGCUUUAACACUUCAGGUGCGAAACAGGAAGGGAUUCAUCAAACUGGCCCUGAAACACGGAGCUCAGCUGGUUCCAGUCUUUUCUUUCGGAGAAAACGAGCUGUUUGAUCAGAUGAAGAAUCCGAGCGGCUCUCCUCUGAGGACUCUGCAGAACCGGCUGCAGAGCAUCAUGGGAGUAGCGCUGCCGCUGUUUCACGCCAGAGGAGUUUUCCAGUACAGCUUUGGGCUGAUUCCCUACAGGAAGUCCAUACAUACCGUGGUGGGGGAGCCGAUCUCGGUCGCCCAGACUCCCAGUCCCAGCAGCGAGGACAUCGAGAGUCUUCAUAAAGUUUACCUGCAGAGUCUGACGCACCUGUUCGAGCAGCACAAACACACCUACGGCCUCAGCGAGGACCAGCACCUCACAUUCAUAUGACCUGUUCAGAAACACCUGGCCGUGGUCAGGGGUCACAUGACUGUCAGCUGUUAACUGUCAGUUUUAAGUGGCUGCUUCUUUGUUGGACAGCAUCAUGCUAACACCGCUAACCGAGCUCAUUGAUUUUAAAGGAGAAUGCUAACAGUGCUAGCAGAGUUUUCAUGGCUUGUUUCAGAGCGACGCCUCUGUAAGGUCACGUGUUUGUUGGGUUCAUGUAAUAAAGUGACAUCACAUGAUGAUGUAACAGAUGAUUAUACACAGGCGGGUCAUUCAGAGGUGUGACAUCACAGUGACAUUAAACAGCCCAGAGAAGACGGAG